Molecule: messenger RNA, 1866 nt
Organism: Choloepus didactylus (southern two-toed sloth)
Lineage: Eukaryota; Metazoa; Chordata; Mammalia; Pilosa; Megalonychidae
Product: aldo-keto reductase family 1 member B10-like
Exons: 10
Coding region: 73-1023 (316 amino acids)
Cellular component (GO): mitochondrion; cytosol
Molecular function (GO): aldose reductase (NADPH) activity
Source: RefSeq, a predicted model, not a curated record
GUCAGUGCCAGAUUUUGUUAACAGGGCACAAGGCCAUCUCUCAACUCGCUCAGAACUGCUUCUGCACCAACCAUGGCCACCUUUGCGGAACUCAGUACCAAAGCCAAGAUGCCCAUCGUGGGACUCGGCACCUGGAAGUCUCCUCCAGGCAAAGUCAAAGAGGCUGUGAAGGCAGCAAUUGACAUAGGAUAUCGCCACAUCGACUGUGCCUGUGCCUACAGGAAUGAGGAUGAGGUUGGGGAAGCCAUCCAGGAGAAGAUCCAAGAGAAGGUUGUUAAACGGGAGGACCUCUUCAUCGUUAGCAAGUUAUGGCUUACCUUCUUUGAGAGAUCCCUUGUGAAGGAAUGCUGCAAGAAGACCCUCAAGGAUCUGAAACUGGACUAUCUCGACAUCUAUCUUAUUCACUUUCCACAGGGAUUACAGGCUGGUAAGGACUGGUUCCCUAAAGAUGACAAAGGCAAUGCUAUCCCCAGUAAAGCAACGUUCUUGGAAACCUGGGAGGCCAUGGAAGAGCUGGUGGAUGAGGGGCUGGUGAAAGCCAUUGGGAUCUCCAAUUUCAACCACUUCCAAAUUGAAAGGCUCUUGAACAAACCUGGACUGAAACAUAAACCAGUGACAAACCAGAUCGAGUGUCACCCAUACCUGACGCAGGAGAAACUGAUCCAGUACUGCCACUCCAAGGGCAUCAUAGUCACUGCCUACAGCCCCCUGGGUUCUCCAGAUAGACCUUGGGCCAAGCCAGGGGACCCUUCACUACUAGAGGAUCCCCAAAUUAAGGAGAUUGCAGCAAAGCACAAUAAAACCACCGCCCAGGUUCUGAUCCGGUUCCAUAUCCAGAGGAAUGUGCCCGUGAUCCCCAAGUCUGUGACUCCCCAACGCAUUGCUGAGAACUUUAAGGUCUUUGACUUUAAAUUGAGUGAUGAGGAGAUGGCGACCAUACUCAGCUUCAACAGAAACUGGAGGGCCUGUGUCGUGGAACAAUUCUCUCAUUUGAAGGAUUAUCCCUUCAAUGAAGAAUACUGAAACUGAGCCUCCAGAUGAGAUUAUCCAGUGGAUUCUCUCUCUUCACUUUACUGACAUGGACCUCCCUCUCACCCACAUCCAAUUUUAGCCAGGCUUUUCUGAAAUCAUACUGAAGGUGGAUCUGCUGUACGUCAGAAUCUAAUGUUGCAUCUAUACCAGUACGUUCAACCAGGAGCAGAUAAUCUUUGGGAGAUAAGACUUGGAAAAAGAGAAGUUAUAUGAUCAUAUGUUUAUUAAAUAUUGGAAACUCUGCUAGCACUGAGAAUACAGAGAUAAAAAAGGAGAAAAGAAAAAACAUCUUUAAGAAUUUACUAUACUGCCAACAGUAUUUGAAGUACUUUUUGUAUGUGUUAACUCAAUGACUCCUUGCAAAAACCCCUUCCAGUUAGGUAUUCUUAUUAUUCACAUUUUACAGAAGAGGAAACAGAGACAAGUAACUUGCUCAAGGCCACUCAGGUAGUGAGUGCCAUAGCCAAAGAUUCAAAGGCAGGCAGGCUCUGGGAGAGCUCAUGCUGAUUUGUCAUCCUUUUCCUCUCAUGUCUUCCAUUGGCACCUCCCAGCCUUGCCUCUCUCCAUUCUUUCCCUUUCUUUUUCUCUCUCCCACCCUGCCUUUAAAAUGCUAUUUUGCCCAAAGAGUCAACUCCAGUGGUGGCAGGGCCUCCAAGAUACAUGAAGGAGCUUCUGUUCAUUGAGGGAAUGGUAUUGAGAGUAUCCCUGGGAGUGCAGGUGGGAAAUGGAGCAGAAUCUGAACAAGAAGAUUUGCUAUUUGCCAUUAAUAUGGAGAAUUAAUUUGCUUUUUUUCUAUAACAAUGUCUUGUUGUGAAAUAUUCCACACAUAUAGUA